AUGGAAGGUAAUAUAUCCUCAGGUAGUAUGAUGCCUGGGGGUUCUUCAUUUGGAGGUCUUGAUAUGCGCGCUCAUCACAGCCAACAUCCCUUUUCUGUCCAUCAAGACCAUCACUCUCACACUCGCCACGGGUCAAUGGUUCAUCAGACAAUGCACGACAAUUUCCCACUCACAAUUGGAAGCAUGCAAGAAAACAAUCAAAGUGUUUCUUUGGCACAUUUCAACAAAGGAGAGAAAGUUAAAUGUGUGAGUGAUGAGGAUGAGCCGAGCCAUAAUGAAGAUGCAGAUGGCCACAAUGAUGGGGGCAAAGGGAAGAAGGCAUUUCCAUGGCAGCGUGUGAAAUGGACGGACACUAUGGUUAGGUUGUUAAUUACUGCGGUUUCAUAUAUAGGUGAGGAAACUGCUGCAGAGUAUGGUGGUGGAGCCAGGAGGAAAUGCGCAAAUUUGCAGAAAAAGGGUAAGUGGAAAUCAGUCUCAAAGGUAAUGGCUGAAAGGGGUCAUUUUGUUUCGCCUCAGCAAUGCGAGGACAAGUUUAAUGACCUCAACAAAAGGUAUAAGAGGCUUAAUGAGAUCCUGGGGAGGGGAACCUCGUGUCAGGUGGUUGAGAAUCCUACGCUUCUGGACAUGAUGGAUCAUAUAUCUGAAAAAGCAAAAGAGGAGGUUAGGAAAAUUUUGAGCUCAAAGCAUUUACAUUAUGAAGAAAUGUGUUCGUACCACAAUGGGAAUCGGUUGCAUUUGCCUCCGGAUCCUGAACUACAGCGCUCAUUGCGCUUGGCUCUCAGAAGCAGAGAUGAUACUGAUGAGAAUAAUAUGAAAAGAAGUUCUCAAGAUGAUAAUGACGAGGAUGAUCAGGAUCUUGAAGUUUAUGAUCAUGAUGACUAUGAGGAGAAUCAUGCCCCGCAUGGGGAUAGAAUAGCAUAUGGGGCUUCUGAUGGUUCCUCGAAAAGGAUGAAACACAGCCACGGACCUGAGGAUAUUUCUCUUAUUAAUACCUUGAAUGCUUUAGAUUGCAACAGAAGUUUAAAUUUAUCGUCCCCGUCUGGCCUUGGUGACGAGAACCAAGGGCUACCUGAAGGCUCAAGAUCAACUAUGCUACAAAAGCAUUGGAUAAGUUAUCGCUCUGUCCAGCUAGAAGAGCAAAAGCUUGUAAUUCAGGCUCAAAUGCUAGAAUUGGAGAAAGAGCGCUUUCAAUGGCAAAAAUUUAGCAGGAAAAAGGACAGAGAAUUGGAAAUGAUGAAGGUUGAAAAUGAGAGGAUGAAACUUGAGAAUGAACGCAUGGUGUUGGAGUUGAAGAGGAAGGAGAUGGGUCUCGAGAAUAGUUAA
Oldenlandia corymbosa var. corymbosa is the source of this 1323-nucleotide messenger RNA. Lineage: Eukaryota; Viridiplantae; Streptophyta; Magnoliopsida; Gentianales; Rubiaceae. The record is from the annotation of a GenBank genome assembly.